AUGGGGUUCGACCGUGUGAUUCAAGACUCGGACGACGAGGAUGACCCUCUAUGCGAGGCUCCGCCCCCGAGAAACCAGUUGCCGAACCCGCCAGAGCAGCAGCAACAAGAUACCAGCAAUGGCAAUAGCAAUGGCAUCGGAGAAAUAAAAAGCAGUCUAAACAAGGACCAAAUUUUAGAAGGACAAGAAGUAUCGCAUAUUGGCGUUAAUUUCGACGAUUUCUUGCAAUCCCAGGAAGCGGCGCAGAACCGGUUAUCUUCGUCGCAGCAGCGAAGAGAAGAGCGAUGGAUUCCGGCUGAAGCUGGGGGCGGAUCGAUUGGGACCAUGAUGACGGAGAUCGGUCUUGCGCAGCAACGCAGUUUUGAUGAUGAUACUCCGACUACUGAUAACCGUGUACCUUUACAAUAUAGCCAAGCGUCCAUUAUCAAGCCGCAACAAUUGGUGGGGGUGGAAGGAAAUGGCUUCAAACUUGGAGAACAUCAGGAGGUUGAGAUGCCAAUGGCUUCCCACAUACCACCACCCGAAGCAUAUCAAUCUACAUUUCAGAACGGAGAACACGAGAUGUAUGGGAAUGGACCUGGCUAUCCAGCACCAGCUGAAACUGCGAAUGGUGCCUAUGAUGGCCCAAAUAUUCCACAAGCAGCGUCCCAUGCCAGUCUGUCAAGUUACGAUAAUACUCAAUCAGCUACCUCAUACAAUAUCUUCGAAGCAUCCUUGAACGCCUCCAUGGAUCCUGGAAACCCGAAUUUCAACACCAUGCUGACCACUGAUACGGUGCAAACCGAGGCUUUACAUAAGACUCCCAAUCGGUCAAAGUCAAUGCAAGCAAUGCCCUAUUAUUCACCACAUGACACGGAACCACUAUCGUCUAUGGCGUCACCAAACUUAAGCAGGUCAAGAAGCGACAAUGCUAGCCAGAAUCUGCCACAGCCAUCUAGCGCCGGCGAUGAACUUGCUGCUCCGGUGGUGAUUGAGAUACCCCCGGUGAAGAAGAAACGCGGCCGCAAGAAGAAACAGGUUUUACCGGAGAAUGAUGAAGAUGAUGAACUAGCUCAAUCGAAUGGACAAGCAUCUGUUCAUCAGAGUAACGAGUUAGAAAAGGAGAUACCUAAGCCGCCAACAAAUGAUGCAGAGCCCCUGGAUAACGGAUCUGGCAUCAACUAUAACGAUGCUUAUCAACAUAAUGAUUCUGCCUUUGCAUCUGGAGCAAUUGAGGCAAACACACGAGCCUUAGAGUUCAGCGGAGUCAAGGUAGCGACCAAUGGUGCUCAAAAUAUACCCAUCGAAAACAACGGGCUCCAGAUCGUCAUACCCCAGGAACAGCCUGCGACAGAAGAAGUCCAUUUUGCCGAGCCCGCCAAAACAACGACCAAAGAGCCGAAAAAGAAGAAACUGAAACGGGGCAAGACAACUUCUGUCACAGUCAAGAAAACAUUUGAUUCAGACGUCGAGGAUGAUGUGAUAUGGGUGGCUGAGAAGCCCUCGAAAUCGAAUAUUGACAUUGAGAAAUUGGCACAGUUGCCUCAAACUACGAAUGAAGAACAACCACAGCCUGAAGCAGCUGCGCCAGCGCCCAAGAAGCGUGGACGCAAGAGAAAGAAAACUCCAGAGCAGAUACCGCCAGCAGAGCCACCCGUUCAAGAACCAGAACCAGUGCACAUCCAGAAUGAACCAGUCGACGUUCCUAAACCGUACAAUAACUUUUCAAUCGUCCUUGACAACACUGUCAAUAAUCCCGAUCAAUCCACGAAUAACGAAAACAUUCCACAAGAUGAUACCGCUACCAACACUGAAACUACACAGGAGCAACCAAACCCUCCCCAUGCCCCUCCUACCGAGACCUCGCCCACAAAACCGACAGCAGGCGCCCCCGAAACCCCCAGAAAACAAGACCUGAACACAGAAAUCUCAACCCCCGCUCAACCCAGCACAGGCAAAGGCCCAAGUAAACAUAGCCCCAUCUCUUCAACGAGCAAGGUCCCUUAUCGUGUUGGUCUGAGUCGUCGAGCUAGGAUUGCUCCUCUGUUGAAGGUUGUUAGACGGUGA
This is a messenger RNA of Aspergillus wentii DTO 134E9, 2046 nucleotides long. RefSeq lists its product as uncharacterized. The transcript has 2 exons. The record is from RefSeq and is a predicted model, not a curated record. NCBI's taxonomy places the organism in Eukaryota, Fungi, Ascomycota, Eurotiomycetes, Eurotiales, Aspergillaceae. The coding region runs from base 1 to 2046 and encodes 681 amino acids.